This is a messenger RNA of Zingiber officinale, 792 nucleotides long. RefSeq names its product 40S ribosomal protein S15-like. Gene Ontology annotation, cellular component: cytosolic small ribosomal subunit; ribosome. The record is from RefSeq and is a predicted model, not a curated record. Gene Ontology annotation, molecular function: structural constituent of ribosome; RNA binding. The transcript has 5 exons. Bases 160 to 621 code for a protein of 153 amino acids. Lineage: Eukaryota; Viridiplantae; Streptophyta; Magnoliopsida; Zingiberales; Zingiberaceae. Gene Ontology annotation, biological process: ribosomal small subunit assembly; translation.
UUUUGCUUAUUAAUCCAAUUGUUCAUUGGUAAAAUGGUAAAUCCAUUCAUUAGCUCUACGAGUAUAAAUAUAUGCCGAAACCCUACUCUCCUGCGCUUCUGCUCUCCUGUUCUCUAAGUUCGCGCGGCGGAAUUCAUAGCCAGAGAGAACCAGAAAAUCAUGGCGGAUGCUUCGGAUGCGGUGGACGUCGGAGGGGCGCAUCCGAAAAAGAGGACCUUCAGGAAGUUCUCUUACCGCGGUGUAGACCUCGAUCAGCUCCUCGACAUGGGCCUUGAUGAACUCGUCAAGCUCUUCGGCGCUCGCGCUCGAAGAAGGUUCCAGAGAGGACUGAAGAGAAAGCCAAUGGCUCUGAUUAAGAAGCUUCGCAAGGCGAAGCGAGAUGCACCUCCUGGUGAAAAGCCAGAGCCUGUGAGGACGCAUCUUAGGAACAUGAUCAUAGUCCCAGAGAUGAUCGGCAGCAUCAUUGGCGUAUACAAUGGAAAAACCUUCAACCAGGUUGAAAUCAAGCCCGAGAUGAUUGGUCAUUACUUGGCUGAGUUCUCAAUAUCAUACAAGCCCGUGAAGCAUGGAAGGCCUGGUAUUGGUGCUACUCACUCCUCCAGGUUCAUCCCUCUCAAGUAAAAAAAUCAUGUUCGGAGGAUAAAGAUUAUGACUACUUAAGUUUCCAUGUAUGCCUCUCGAUUAUCUUUAGUUCUUGUAUUCUGCAAUAAACCAUCGGUGGUUUCUUUGUGAUUUUGAACGGCAGGUGAAUUUUGGUUUCCAAUUCUUGAAUUGCUACUACUUUUUGGUUGA